AGGAAUGCUUGGACAGCGAAAUUCAACAGUAUGACGCUAACUAUGAAAAGUUUCAAUUCUUAAUAGCCAGUUGGGUGGUUUCUUUCUUUAAAAUUUUCGUUUAAUAAUCUCUUCUCGCACAAUAUAAUCUCUUCUCGUUAGAUUACCAUCCGACGUUGGCAGCCGAAACUGAUAUCUAUACUGAGAUGGCAAAAGAAGCACAACCUACUCGUAGUAACAAGGAUGAAACGGAAAUCAAUCGCCUGUUCGGCACUCAACAAAAGACCACCCAACGUUGCCAACGAACUCCACACCUCGGAAAAGCGUGGCGAUGUCCGGUGAUGGAACAGCGGAAAAACCCUUCAAAACAAUCCUGCAAGCCACGAAGGACGCCGGUAAGGAACCUUUCUCAGCAAUUUACGUGGACGCCAAGAAUGCAAAAUCGGAAUCACUCUACCAACUGGCAGCCAAAUCUCAACUCAAGAAAAUUCAGAAGCUCUGGGUUCGCGAUGGCUUUAAAAACGUCGGUAACGAGUGUAUGGCUCACAACCGCACGGGGGAUACGGGUUGGGAUUGGAGCGAUUCAUGUGCUGGCUGCUCAACAGGUACCACAUUCGUGAGGUUUGUCUAUACCCCAGGUUCUUGGAGAGAUGCACACCUACAGCAGUAUCUGCAUUUAUACUUGCAAGCAUUCGGAACUUCCGAAAGCUAUCCUAUUUUCUAAUCGAUUUCUCUGAACACCAUUUCUAAAAAACUAGAAUUUGAUACUUUUAUUUUAAGAAAAUAAAACAUUGUCAUUCUAUAUCAAUAUAUUCGUACAUCUAAUAAAGCAACAUACAGAAAUGAGGGAAUUGUAUUAGGCACCUA
This is a messenger RNA of Topomyia yanbarensis, 846 nucleotides long. RefSeq lists its product as uncharacterized. NCBI's taxonomy places the organism in Eukaryota, Metazoa, Arthropoda, Insecta, Diptera, Culicidae. Bases 186 to 599 code for a protein of 137 amino acids. The record is from RefSeq and is a predicted model, not a curated record. The transcript is spliced from 2 exons.